Molecule: messenger RNA, 855 nt
Organism: Saccoglossus kowalevskii
Lineage: Eukaryota; Metazoa; Hemichordata; Enteropneusta; Harrimaniidae
Molecular function (GO): actin monomer binding
Source: RefSeq, a predicted model, not a curated record
AUGAACCUUGAUUCUCAGGGCAACAUCAUCAGAAACCCAAGACACACUGUACACACUUUAGAUGAUUUGGAUAUCAGUAAUACGUGGUUUGGUUCUCGUAAUAGAUCAUCAUCAAAUCCACCAGAGGUCGACGAUGCCAAGGAUUCCUUGGUUAAUAGACCACGUGCUGGUACCAUUGAGACAUCGUCCCCUGAUGCACCAAAUACAAAUACACACACAGAGCGAAAGAUAGUUAUUAUUAAUGCAGCAAAAAAAAUGGAAGAGAAAAAACCAAAAGAUGUGUUAACAAUUCAACAAACAAAACUUAAAGAGCCCGAUAGGCCAAAAGUGAUUAUUCAACCUGCAAAACCAAAAGAGGAGGAAAAACCAAAAGUCAUUAUCCAACAAGCAAAAUAUAAAGACGAGCCCAAAAAGGGCUUCAUCAAUGACAGUAAACCAUUACCAAAACAGACUUUUAGCAGACCCGCAGAACCAAAGAAGAAAAUUGUACUUGUGGAAAAUACUGCAGCAGAACCAACUGUUAAACCUAAAGAUGUUAAACCAACCAGAGACAUUUUAAUCAUUGAAAACAGUACUACAUCUGCUCCAGCACCUACUGCUGCUGCUGCCGCUACUACUGCAACAGUCACAGCAUCGACAACGACACCUCAUAAUCCAGACACGGAACAAAGUCGGCCCGGAUAUAGCAAAUUUGCAGCUCAUGCAGCGAUACCUAAAGCCAAAGUGCCUCGCUCUGGACAUUCUGAAGUUCAAAUUAGACAUUUGUAUUCACCCAGAGAAGAUGAAUUGUUAGCAACUAGAGAAAGCACCAGUGUAUCAAAACUGAGAUCGAUGUUUGGUGGCAACAAGUCAUGA